ACAUUGAAGACUGAGACUGACGCACGCGCGCUAGAGAGAGAGACAUAUAUCAAUAAUUUGCGACGUAUACUUGCUCGGCAUCAUGAUCUACUGCGUAGAAAUGACGGCAAGGCUUGCUGGCAUGCUGUUACUGGCCGUUGCGUUAGCUGAUUGUGGCCCAGGGAUCGAACUUAAAGGUACUCCCUCGUUCAUACGUCAUAGGGUAGUCAGAGGUGACCCGGUUUUGGCCGCUGGAACGUGGCCAUGGCAGGCUCUGGUGUUAAACGAAGGCAACGUUCACUGUGGCGGAUCCCUCAUCAACCCGUGUCACGUGCUCACGGCGAAGCACUGCGUUCAAGGUCGCGAUCCUACAAAGCUGGCCGUCGUGAUGGGAGAGCACCAGCGUUCUGUGGCCGAAUGUCGAGAGCAGACGCGGAGAGUAAUUCGUUUCAUUCAACACCCGUCGUGGGACCUCGCCAUUCUUCAGCUAGAGCAGAGCUUUGCGAUUAACCAGUUUGUGAAGCCCGUCGAUCUAGCAACCGUAGAGCCUACGAUACCCAGUCAGACCAUAGUCACCGGAUGGGGUCAAAUCGAUCCGAACACGGUGAUCGGCGGUAGGUUGGCCGAUACGCUGCAGUUUCUACAGAUUCCGGUCGUUGACAAGUCCAAAUGUAUCGCCGAGGGUAUUCCUGUUUCUUCCGAGCAGCUGUGCGCAGGCAAAGCUACGGGACUGUACGCCAACGCCUGCUAUGGUGAUUCUGGUGGACCUAUGGUGCAAUGGAGACAGGGCAAAUAUCAGCAGGUGGGGGUCGUUCAGGGUGGGAAAGCGGGCUGUCCGGACAACAGUCACUACGCGGUGUAUGUGAGCGUCCCGCAGGCUUACAGCUGGAUAAAGCAACAGGUUUGCCAACGCAACAGAUGCAAGGUCUCGCUCAACGAGCGCUGCAAGGUUAUUGGCGAGGUUGGUAAACCCAGAUUUAAUGCAGAGAAAACACAGAAUGGUUAA
Molecule: messenger RNA, 985 nt
Organism: Priapulus caudatus
Lineage: Eukaryota; Metazoa; Priapulida; Priapulimorpha; Priapulimorphida; Priapulidae
Product: coagulation factor IX-like
Exons: 4
Coding region: 83-985 (300 amino acids)
Biological process (GO): proteolysis
Molecular function (GO): serine-type endopeptidase activity
Source: RefSeq, a predicted model, not a curated record